Molecule: messenger RNA, 1149 nt
Organism: Micromonas commoda
Lineage: Eukaryota; Viridiplantae; Chlorophyta; Mamiellophyceae; Mamiellales; Mamiellaceae
Gene: XRCC3
Product: XRCC3 DNA recombinase
Exons: 1
Coding region: 1-1149 (382 amino acids)
Biological process (GO): resolution of mitotic recombination intermediates; double-strand break repair via synthesis-dependent strand annealing; t-circle formation
Cellular component (GO): Rad51C-XRCC3 complex; replication fork
Molecular function (GO): four-way junction DNA binding; ATP-dependent DNA damage sensor activity; ATP binding
Source: RefSeq, a predicted model, not a curated record
AUGACGACGAGGGAGAACAUCAUCCUACCCAAGGUGACGCGAGAGCGCAUCUCCGCCGAUCCGUCGACGUGGGCCCCCAAGCUCACCACGGCGUGCCCCGUCAUCGACAAGUGGCUCCGAGGCGGGGUGCCCACCCGGCACGUCACCGAGCUCACCGGCGAGGCGGGCGCCGCCAAGACUCAGCUCGCGCUCCAGCUGCUGCUCAACGCGCAGCUACCGAGGGAGGUGGGAGGGUUGGACGGCGCGGCGGUGUACGUGCACACGGAGGGACGGGCGCCGCUGGCGCGGCUUCGACAGAUGAUCUCCAAGCGCCAAAUCUACUCCGCCCACCUCCCGCCCGACCACGACCCGCUGGACUACGUGUACCUGGUCAAGACCCUGGAGGAGGACCCGGAGAGCCUGUGGGACGCGCUCGCGUCCGUCGCGGACGUGCUGACGGAUCCACCCGGGGGACCGCGACGGCCCGUGCGUCUCAUCGUGGUGGACUCGGUGUCGUCGCCGUUCAGGGAGACGGACGCGAGCACCAAGGAAGGGGUGUUCGAACGCACGGGGAUACUGUCGCGCGUCGCCGCGCUCAUAUCGGAGUACGCGCACAGGGCGGACGUCGCGGUGGUGGUCACCAACCACGUGUCGGACGCCGUGAGGGACGACGGACGCGGCGGGUUCGACAGUCGGCAGCGUCGCCUCUUCGGACCAAGCGGCGACCUUCGAUCGAGCGGCCGACCCGUCCAGCCCGCGCUCGGCCUGUUCUGGGCCAACUGCGUCAACACCCGCGUGUUCCUCUCGCGGACGGGGGGCAGCGCGGGCGGGUACGACAACGACGGACGCGUUGGGUUGGUCGACUCGGGGGGCACAGCUGUCGUUCGUCGUCACGCGUCGGUGGUGUUCUCGUCGCAUUUACCGUCGACGGCGCCGGCGUGGGGCGGCGCGUUGGACGACGGGUGGGGAUCCAGCGCGGUUCGUCCGUGCGAGUUCGAGGUGAGGGAGGACGGCGUGUGGGGCGUGGAGGCUAGGGGGGAAGAGGAGGAGGAGAAGGAGGAGGAGGAGAAGGAGGAGGAGGAGGAGGAGGAGGAGAAGGAGGAGGAGGAGGAGGAGCAGCGAUUGGGGAAGGAGAAGCGACGACCUCGACGCGAUGGACGAGCGGAGUAG